Molecule: messenger RNA, 3731 nt
Organism: Pseudomyrmex gracilis
Lineage: Eukaryota; Metazoa; Arthropoda; Insecta; Hymenoptera; Formicidae
Gene: Cad96Cb
Product: protocadherin gamma-A1
Exons: 18
Coding region: 495-2897 (800 amino acids)
Biological process (GO): homophilic cell-cell adhesion
Cellular component (GO): membrane
Molecular function (GO): calcium ion binding
Source: RefSeq, a predicted model, not a curated record
CGCGAAGGAAUUGUAAGUAAAAUUUUUUUUAGUAAAUUUUUGUACACAAGAAGUUGUCGAUUUAUUUUAUUCGAGAAACUUGCGCGAACAAAAGGAUGAUUUUUGAUCUCCGCAAGUUAUAUGUGCGACACACAACACAUUGGAAGAUUUUAUGUUCGUUACGGAGUGUGUGAUGUGAAAAGUGAGUUAUAAGAGUGGCGGGCCACCGCGUCGAUCAAUAUAAAAGUCUGUCGAGGGUGCAAAGUUCCUCGAGCUCUCUUUGUGGUUUUUCGCUACAACACACAGAAACGGUGACUAAUCGCGAGUGCGGUGGAACGAGAUAAAAGCAACUUUGAAAUUUGAUGUUGGUAAUGAAAGAAAGUUUAGUUUUGCAAAAAAAACUCUUCCGCCUCGACGAACGGCCAAAUUGAAUGUAGGAACAACGCGCUUUCUCUGAGCGUAUUUUGUGUGAUGUAUCGGUCGACGGAAUUAGUAGACGAUGAUCUUGAAUUGCCAUGGGACGAAACAUAUUGAGGAUCUUGUUGCUCCUCUGUUGCAUGCUGCAAUUGCAUGUCGGACAGCUAAUUCGAGACACACGAUGCUUCUUGGAAAAUGGGGCCACCGCGGUGCAUCUGUUUGUCAGCGAGGAUCUGCCGGUCGGCGACAUCGUCGGGGUUCUCGGAGUUGUAGGUGAUCCUAGUUCGCAGGGUGACAUUGUGCUAAGCCUGCAGGAACUCGAUAGCCCAGUCGCAUUCUUGCCAUACACGAAAAAUUUAACUCUGGUCAGACCGCUCGACAAGGAAGGCAUCGACGGGCCAGCUAGCGUCUACGUCAACGUCAUUUGCGACAGACGACAGCACACUUUGGACCCGGGAUUCAUCAUACCGGUGAACAUACGGGUGAUAGACGCGAAUGAUAACUCGCCUCAAUUCAUUAACGCGCCUUACGUGUUGAAUAUUUCCGAGGUCACCGUUAACGGUACGAGAGUUCUGCAAGGAGUCCGAGCUGUCGAUGCGGAUCAACCAGGACCGUACUCAACUGUGCAGUAUGCAGUUCUGCCGGGACCUCAUUCGGAUUAUUUCUAUUUCGUGAGUGCUAUAGAAGGUACUCUUGUGCUAAGAAAACCGCUGGAUUAUGAAAGCCUCAGCAAUUUCUCUAUUCAUAUUCGUGCUCAAGAUCAAGGUAAUCCACCGCGAUCGUCGACGACGACGUUGUACGUCAACGUUAUCGACGCUGACGAUCAGAAUCCAGUGUUUUCGAACGACGAAUACAAAGUCAUUGUACCUCAUCGCGUGAAGGAGAGGAGAAAGUUACGAGUUAUGCCUGAUGCGAUAAAGGCCGUGGAUCAAGAUCGCGGCAUAAAUGCGCCAGUUCGAUAUUUUUUUAAAGCCGAAACCUUACCCUUUUUGAAUUUAAACGUCGACACCGCUGAAAUAGUGAUGUUGCGAUCACUUCAGGAUCAUGAAUUACUGAUUCCCACGACUACGGUUAUCAAGGCUGUUCAAGUGGACAAUCCAGACAGAUACGCUUUCGCCACGGUUGUCGUGUCGCGAGAAAAUAGCUACGGAGUUGAUCCGACAGCAGGUGGUCGAGUGCCCGUGAAAUUCGUGCUGAAGGAACAUUACACGAACGUGCCGGAGGACACAAAACCCGAGAGCGUUCUGUUAACAACGAGAGUGAACAAACCUGAUCCUAAUUUAAAAUUCUGGCUGAGCGCGGAGGCGGACAAGAGAUUCUCGAUCACCAAUAACGGCCAGUUGAUCCUCAAAGACAAUUUGGAUUACGAGAAGUCGAUCCAGCACAGUUUUCGCGUUCACGUUACAGACGGGUAUAACAAUGACACGGCGCACGUGAACAUUUUGGUCGAAAAUGUGAACGACUGGGAACCUCGAUUUUCUCACUCCUCCUACGACUUUCCCGUUCACUCUGCGAGAGAAGGUUCCGUCGUCGGACAAGUGGUGGUGUACGAUGGCGACAGAGGUGACAAUGUUAGUUUAUCGCUUCGAGGACGAGACGCGAGAUUCUUCGAGAUCAAAGACAACGGAGAAUUGGUGCUAAAAUCGCUGGGUUCAUUUAACGGAUCUUCCGCUCGAUUUAUGGUGAUAGCUUCCGACAACGGAACGCCGCCCAAAUCUCGCAUGGUCCCGGUGACCGUUUACCUACCAAAUAACGCUUUGAUAGCUGCGAGAGCCGCACCUGCUUGGCUCGGAAGCAGCGUGUUACUGGUUGCUAUCUUCGGCGCGGUUUUGGGACUUCUCGGUGUUGUCAUAUUGAUUCUCAUACUUUACAUCUACAAGCACAAAAGGCCUAAAAGUGGUGGUUCCGUCAGUUCGGUGGGGACGGGAUAUUGCGAGAAAUCACCGGUUCCUUCGGCUCUAAGCCCGACGCCGCAAGUGCUAGGUGCUAACGUUCUUCAAGACACUUUGGAAAAUCCGCGAAAUCGACGUCACCCGAGCAACAGCAACGAGAACGACAAUUCCGAAAGCCGCAACGACAUUGACAAUCCUGUUUUCGGAGAAACUAACGAGAACUCAUACGGUGCUACAAUCAAGAGUAUAGCAUCGGCGAGACAAUUGCCGUUGUACGCUCGACACAAAGUGGCGCCCGCUCCAAAUCCGCCAGCUUUGUCGGCCACGUCAAACAUUCCGAAUAUUGGCGGAUUGGUGCAGAACAUGAACGAUCUGAGUGCUAGAACCAAUCUGGACGCCGGUUCUCACGAUUCCUCUAAUUAUUCGGGAGAACCGCCGGAUUCUCUUGCGCCAACGUGGCCCGCUGGCUCGGCUCUCCCAAGGAUCAAAAAGUUGUCCUGGGAUGAUGACGAUAGGACCGUGGACAGCGUCGAGGUCGCAGCGGAAACGCGUACGGGAGACAAUCAACAAUCUGGUAACGAGAGGCUCAAUCUCACCGUUUAUUUCUAAACACAAUCGAUUAUUCCGUGACACGUGACGAAAUGUUUCAAUCUCUCGAAACAACGGAAGAUUGUCGCGUAAGCGCUGUCUGAUUUGUUUUGCUGAAAAAAAAAAAAGUCAUUAAUGUCGCAAUUCGUUCUGAAUGAACUGUGUGUGUGGUGCCGACCAGGUUGCGAUGUGACCUUAGACGCGUAUUCGGUCCAUGAAACAUCUGUGUUAUCCUGCGUAUAUAUAUAUAUCCCGCGCGUUAUAGCGUUACGUACGUACCUCACGAGUCAUCUCGUCGUAUGAAUUAUGUUAUCUGUCCGACGUGACAUCGAUCUUCCAUUGUUAGAGAAGUGUAAUUAUCGAUAAAAUAUGACAAAAGUUUAACUUUUGUCUCUCGAAUUUUUCUCUAAACAGAUAAAUUUAAGCCAAUGCGAUGAUAAAUUCGUCGAAAAUUAACAUUUAAAGCUCAAAGAUUGCAAACUGCAAUUUUCGCUUGAACUUUAUUGUUGCGAGAAAACGUGUAUAAUAGCGAAGAUAAUCGUCCCUAUCAUUAAGCGAUCGAUAAAGUUGUCGCGUUCGCACUUUGUUAAAGACGAUGGUACGAAUACGUAUGUACACCUGUGGGAGAACUGUGUCAGUAGGCCGAUCUUGGCAAGUAUUUGCACAACGACGACUAAAUGAAUAUCUUUCAUUUACGUGAGGCUUGGAAAUUAGCAAAACCGCAACUUUCGAGAGCAACGUGAAAUAAUGUCAGAUUGUAAAAUCAUUCCGAGAGAGGCGAAAUGUGACAAAUCAAUUUUCGAAAAUAUAUUAUUUUUCAAUAUUUAUCUCGAAUUUUUGAGUGAUUUUUUAUUU